Messenger RNA from Capronia epimyces CBS 606.96, 1329 nucleotides. RefSeq lists its product as uncharacterized. The coding region runs from base 1 to 1329 and encodes 442 amino acids. The transcript has a single exon. Lineage: Eukaryota; Fungi; Ascomycota; Eurotiomycetes; Chaetothyriales; Herpotrichiellaceae. The record is from RefSeq and is a predicted model, not a curated record. Gene Ontology annotation, molecular function: zinc ion binding.
AUGGACUCUGAAGACCUAGGACGCGUCUCCCCAGACGUACCAUCGACCAAUCCCUCUGAUGUCAAUGCCGAUGUCGCAAACCCCGAUUCGAAUCUGCGACCUCCUCCUCUUUCCCGCUCUUCGACCUUUGGAUCCAAGAAAUGCUGGAUAUGUAUGAGCGACACCACAGAAGACGAUCCACACAAUCCUCCAGUCUGGCGUUCACCCUGUCAGUGCAGUCUUACCGCGCACGAAGCUUGCCUCUUGGACUGGGUAGCAGAUCUCGAAAAUCCCAAGAACGGCAAACGGAAAGCUUCGGGUCAGAUUCUGUGCCCACAAUGCAAGUCUGAAAUCAAGAUAUCAAGACCGAAGAGUUAUAUCGUGGACACAUACCGCUCUCUGGAUCGCGCUUUGGGCAAAUUGGUAUUCCCAGGCCUUGGUUUGUCCGUUCUGACUUCUUUCUGGGCCGGAGCUUGGGCCCAUGGGUUUUACUCUGUUUAUCUCGUCUUCGGUGAGGAAGAUGCUGCACGUAUCUUCGAAAUGACUCUCCGUCAUCCCGCAUGGAAUUUGGCGUACGGGCUGAUUCCUAUCAACCUGAUCUUCUCCCGUACCAACUACAGCGACUUUGUACUACCCACCGGCUCUUUACUGCUGCUUGCCACGCAGACCAGCGACGAAUUCAAGAUUGACAUGACCAUCUGGCCGCCGCUCCCCUCUACGGUCUUUGCAUGCUUGCCUAGCAUACGAUCGGCGUACAACUGGUGCUACCAUAAGGCGUUUUGCGACCUCAACAAGAAGUGGUUGGAGGAAAUACAACCUAGCCAUGCGCAGCAAGAGGAUGGCAACGCAGAAAAUGACGAGGCUAAUCAGAACUUAGUGGAAGAAGUUGAGGAAGGGGGUGUUGUUCUGGAGUUGCAAGUGAACUUGAAUGCGGAACCGGAAGCUAUGGACGACGCCCCCGGUGAAGCCGGCGGCCAACAAAACGGACGAGCGCAGCCACAAAACGGUCAUGUCCACCAAAUCCUGGGAGAUCGGGGAGACCGACUGGUUGAAGGCACAUCCGGGAUCGGCCAGAUGGUUGUCGAGGCGUUGGCCUUUCCAGCUGUGGCGGCGGGGAUGGGCACUCUCCUAAGCUUCCUGUUACCAUCCUCAUGGCUUAGCGACUCCAACCAGAUGAACGGUCGACCAGGCCUCCUUAGGACGAAAUGGGGCAGAAGUGUUGUGGGAGGCGGCCUGUUUGUUGUGCUCAAAGACGCUCUUGUGUUGUACUGCAGAUGGAAGCUUGCAAAGAGCCAUCGACAGAGACGCAUCCUGAACUACGACAAGAAAUCGAAAAGAUACUCGCUUUGA